AUGAUUUAUGAGCUACCGAGAAGAAGAACAGUCAUGGAGAUUUCGUUCAACAAAAAAGAAAAACUAGAGAGGAAAUUAUAUCAGUUACUAGCUCAUAACACAAAUGUUGUUUCCUUAAAUGUUACUAACAUGGAUCAGUCGACAGAAGAUUUCAAAGGAGGGUCGAGAGUGUUCUCUUCAAGUCAAGCUUCGCAAACGAUGAUGAAUAAUUAG
Messenger RNA from Clunio marinus, 213 nucleotides. Lineage: Eukaryota; Metazoa; Arthropoda; Insecta; Diptera; Chironomidae. The record is from the annotation of a GenBank genome assembly.